This is a messenger RNA of Dictyostelium discoideum AX4, 912 nucleotides long. It is a transcript of the gene ggps1, whose product is annotated as geranylgeranyl diphosphate synthase 1. The transcript has 3 exons. The record is from RefSeq and is a predicted model, not a curated record. Gene Ontology annotation, molecular function: prenyltransferase activity; (2E,6E)-farnesyl diphosphate synthase activity; dimethylallyltranstransferase activity. Bases 1 to 912 code for a protein of 303 amino acids. Gene Ontology annotation, cellular component: cytoplasm. Gene Ontology annotation, biological process: geranyl diphosphate biosynthetic process; geranylgeranyl diphosphate biosynthetic process; trans, trans-farnesyl diphosphate biosynthetic process. NCBI's taxonomy places the organism in Eukaryota, Evosea, Eumycetozoa, Dictyosteliales, Dictyosteliaceae.
AUGGAAAAUAGUAAGAUUCACUUUUCAUACCCAUUAGAUAAAUCGGAUUUUAAAUUAAUUGAGCCAUAUACAUAUAUUUGUGAAUCAUCAGGAAAGGGCUUUAGAAAUGCUUUAAUUAAAUCAUUUGAUUAUUGGUUAAAAGUUGGAGAUGAAAAAGUUCAAGACAUUUCAAAAGUUAUUCAAGGUUUACAUGGUGCAAGUUUAUUAAUUGAUGAUAUUGAAGAUAAUUCAAAAUUAAGAAGAGGUAAACCAGUUGCACAUUCAAUUUAUGGUAUACCACAAACUAUAAAUUCAGCCAAUUUUGUAUAUUUUUUAAUUAUGGACCAAUGUAAUAAAUUAGGUGAUCCAAAAGCAACAACUAUAUUUAUAGAGGAACUUAUUAGAUUACAUAGAGGUCAAGGUUAUGAUAUCUUUUGGAGAGAUACAAAUACUUCACCAUCAGAACAAGAAUAUAUGAAUAUGGUAAAUGAAAAAACUGGUGGUUUAUUUAGAUUAGGUUUAAGAUUAUUACAAGCUUUUAGUGAUAAUAAUACAAAUUAUAUUGAUUUAGUUGAAGAUUUAGGAAUGUAUUAUCAAAUUAGAGAUGAUUUAAUUAAUUUAGUUUCUGUAGAUUAUCAACAAAAUAAAAGUUUUUGUGAAGAUAUUUCAGAGGGUAAAUUUUCAUUCCCAAUAAUACAUGCAAUAAAUGCAGACUCAAAUGAUAAUAGAUUAUUAAGAAUUUUAAAACAAAAGACUGAAGAUCGUUCAGUUAAAGAACACGCAUUGGAAUAUAUAAAAUCUAAAGGUUCUUUGGAAUAUACAGAAAAAAAAUUAAAUGUAUUAAAAGAAAAAAUUAUAAAACAGAUUAAUGAUUUAGGUGGUAACCCAAUUUUAAUGAAAUUAAUGGAAAGCUUAGAAAAUUCUUCAAUAUAA